Molecule: messenger RNA, 2670 nt
Organism: Oryzias latipes (Japanese medaka)
Lineage: Eukaryota; Metazoa; Chordata; Actinopteri; Beloniformes; Adrianichthyidae
Gene: armc3
Product: armadillo repeat containing 3
Molecular function (GO): protein binding
Source: RefSeq, a predicted model, not a curated record
GGUUGCCUAGCAACCCAGCGUCAACGGCGAGUUUAUCAGUUUCGAUGUUUUUCCCUCCCGCUUAAACUGUUCCGUUAUUCUUCGUAAUUAAACUAAACCGAGUCAAAAUUAUUAUUUAGGACAAUCAUAUGUAAUAUUGGUGUUUGAGGGUUUUUCCUCAGAACUAACCUGCUAACUUGACCUGUAGCUAACUUUAAGGGGAAAAAAAACGGUCCAAGGAACGUCUGAGUGUCAGAAUGACACACAAGACGAGGAAGGACAGCGAACCUCUGAGUAAGGACAAGUUUGGGUUCAUUUCCAUAGAGAGCAAAUCCCCAGAAACAGCAGUUCUGCUUUUGAAUUCACCUGAGGAGGAAGUCAUUGUAAAAGCGUGUGAUGCAAUCUUCACAUUUGCAGAAAAAGGAGAUGAGAACAAGCUUUCUCUGCUGGGCCUGGGGGCCUUGGAGCCCCUCAUCAGACUCCUCUCCCACAGCAGCAGAGCGGUCAGACGUGGCGCCGUCGUGGCUCUUGGCUCCAUGGCCGUCCACGGUGAAGUGAAGAACGCCCUGAAAAAAUUAAAUGCCAUCCCAUCAAUUUUAGAGAAACUCUCACCGGAAGAGGAAACGGUCGUCCAUGAGUUUGCAACACUGAGCCUCACCCACCUGUCCAAGGAUUUCAGCUGCAAGGCCCAGAUGUUUGACAGCAACGGUCUUCCACCGCUGAUCCAGCUGCUGUCCAGCCCAGAUCCAGAUGUGAAAAAGAAUUCUGUGGAGGUCAUCUACAAUCUAGUUCAGGAUUACAAAAGCCGCCUGGCGUUUCACAAACUGGGGGGGAUUCCAUCCCUGCUGGAGCUGCUGAAGUCUGACUUUCCUGUCAUCCAGCAUCUGGCUUUGGGGACGCUGCAGUGCGUCACGACUGACCCAGACUCACGCAGGACUUUCAGGGAGGAGCAGGGCUUUGACAGACUCAUGGAUGUUCUCAGUAACCCGGAUUUCAGCGAUCUGCACGCUGCAGCUUUACAAACACUCUCCAACUGUCUGAGCGACAGUCAGACGGUGAAGCUGGUCCACAAAUCCAGAGGACUGGCGAGGCUGCUUCACUUCCUGAUGGCUCCAAACGCGCCUGGAGUUCAGUCCGCUGCAGUCGACUGUCUGACCAAAGUGGCUCAGAGCGCUGAGAGCCUCCGGCUGCUCCACGAGGAGGGAACAGAAAAAGUUCUUGCAGAGCUUCUGUCUGUGGACGACAUCGGCGUGAAAACGUCCGCCUGUCAGGCCGUGGCCGCCAUGAGCUUUCACCCGGCCAGCAAAGACAUCUUUAGAGACUUGGGGGUUGUUCCCGCUCUGACACAACUGCUGAGGAGGCAGAGUUUGAUGCUGAGAGCAGCAGCGACCCGGGCCCUCUAUGGGCUCUCACACGGCGACCAGCUCAACGCCCUUUCAAUCUAUAACACCGGCGGUCAUGAGAUUCUUGUCCAGCAGCUGCAUGAAGCUUGUCCAAAAACCGUGGCCAGCUCUGCUGCUACGCUGUACAACAUGGCAGCACAGGAGGCCAUCCGAUCCAGCAUCGUGUCCCAUGGAGCCAUGCAGGCUCUGGCUGAGGCAUUGAAGUCCAAAGACACUGAGGUUCUGCUCAGCAGCACGCUGUGUGUGGCGGAGCUGGCCUGUGAGGAGGAAGCAAGAGCAGAGCUGCGUAGAGCUGGAGGCCUGGAAGCCCUCGUCCGUCUCCUGCACUCCCCCCACGAGGAGGUGUGGAAAAAUGCCUGCUUUGCUGUGAAAGUUUGUGCCAGCGAUAAACCUUCAGCCGUGGAAAUGUGCAGACUUGGAGCUUUGGAAAUUCUGCAGGAAAUGAUCUGUCCAGAGAGUGGCAGGAAUGCUUUGGGUGGUCUGGCCCUGAACAGCCUUCUCAAAUCCAACCUGUCUGUCAAAUACAGCCUGAUGGGACACCUGGCCUCUUCCGACAUCAUCACCUGUGGCUUCUACGAUGCCGGGAAGGCUCGGACAGGUCAGAGGGUUCUGACUUUGGAAGAACUGACCCAACAGCCGCUCAACCAACACCGACCCGUUUUUUCUGUCUUCACUGGAAGCAGAAAGGAGAAAGAAGAGAAGCAGGAAGAUGAGAUUCCAGCAGAGGAAACAGAAGACGCCGUUCUCCAGAUGCUGAUCCAAGAGGCUAAAGAGAGCAUCCUCCAGCUGAACACGGAGAAGGAGCAGUAUGCCGCUCUGGCCAGGCUGGUGAGUGAAGCCAUGGGUGGAGCGGUGGCUGAAGAGGAGCUACAUGAAUUCCCCUGGAUGCUGCAUCUCAGCGAGCUCAAGUUUCACCUGCAGUCGAACGUUGUUCCCAUUGGAUUGAUCAGGAAAGGGAUCUACUGCCACAGAGCCCUGCUGUUCAAGUGUCUCUCUGACUGCAUUGGACUGAGCUGCUCCCUCAUCAGGGGAGACUACAACCGGGCCUGGAACGAGGUGGUCCUCUUUGAGGAGAAUCCCCCCUCCAUGCAGAGGUCUUCACGGCGCUCUCGCUUCAUCGUAGACCUCAUGCAUCAGCCGGGACGCCUGCUGGACGUCAACACGCCGGCUGCCCAGCAGUAUCAGACCAUAUAGAAGAUCAGACCAUAUAGAAGCAGAGGGUCAAUGCUGUUUGGAGCAAAUAUGAAUAGAUUGAUAAAAUUUAAUAAAUCCACUCUAAACAUCCAAA